Messenger RNA from Cricetulus griseus (Chinese hamster), 836 nucleotides. NCBI's taxonomy places the organism in Eukaryota, Metazoa, Chordata, Mammalia, Rodentia, Cricetidae. The record is from RefSeq and is a predicted model, not a curated record.
UCUAUUCUGAGUCUCCCUGAGGAUCCUGAAGAUACUUUGAAGGUUCCUGAUGACUCAGUCUUCCUGGACAGUGGAGGAGACUCCCUGAAGUCCACGUGGCUCCUCAAUGAGAUUGAAAAACUCACUGGCACGUCCAUACCUGGGCUCCUGGAGCAUAUUCUCAGCAGUUCUAUCUUAGAGGUUUACAACCACAUCAUUCAGACCGUGUUUACACACAAGGACCUGAAAGUCAACAACAGUCAUGCUCUGAAGAGGAAACUCAGUGACAUGGAUCCAGAGGAAGCCAGCGGCAAGCCUGAACAUCUGGAGUCUGCCUUGCCCCUUACCCACAACAGUGAGACGAAUGCUUUGAUUGCUCUGAGCAGAGGGAGUCAGCUUUUGUCUCUGGGUACUUGGAGGCUUUUAACUAAGUUAGGACACUGCCCUUCAGUCUGUCCUCUGGAUUUAAUUCCACAGACUAACACACAAGUACUAAAAGACUUAAGUCCUCCACCUCCUGAUGAAAAGUUGAAAAAACCACCAGUUUCCCAGGAGGUUGAGACGAUGGUGUUGCGAGAGAGGUGGAGGUCAGACACAGGCAAAUGUGUAGAUGCUUCCCCCCUGCUUGUGAUAGCAGCUGCCAAUCAGUCAUCCACAACUGUGUAUAUCGGCUCCCACUCCCACAGAGUGAAGGCAGUUGACCUUUACUCUGGGAAGAUGAGAUGGGAACAGCUUUUGGGAGAUCGAAUUGAAUCCUCCGCAUGCGUGUCUAAGUGUGGAAACUUUAUUGUAGUGGGUAAGUUUCUGAAUCUGAGGUUUGUAGAAUUAAAUUGAACACACACACACACACACACACA